UGGCGGAGAUUGACAUUUCGCCAUGAAUUUCCCGCUGAUUACUUCACGCACCGUAUUCCGGAGUGUUUUAGGGAGAUCCUGUCACUUAAUCAAGCUGCUUUCGCGAAAAAUAGCUACUUCUAUGACGAUGGAAAGUCGAAGACUCGUGUGGGUCGAUCUAGAGAUGACAGGUCUUGACAUUGACAAGUGUCAUAUUAUAGAAAUGGCAUGCUUGAUCACAGAUGAAAACCUCAACAUUGUGGCAGAGGCUCCUGACUUAGUAAUUCAUCAACCAAACUCAGUCUUAGAGGCCAUGGAUAAGUGGUGUGUCAAACAUCAUGGAGAGUCAGGUUUAACAGCUGCCGUUAAAGCAUCCAAAAUCAGCCUUUCAGAGGCAGAAAAAACUUUUCUGGAGUUUGUAAAACAGUACACUCAACCUAAGCAGUGUCAACUUGCCGGAAACAGUGUGCAUGCAGAUAAAAAGUUCUUGGACAAGUACAUGCCUCAGUUUAUGGAUCACCUACAUUACAGAAUUGUAGAUGUCAGCACGGUGAAAGAACUCUGCAGGAGAUGGUAUCCUGAAGUCUAUAAACAAGUUCCCCAGAAAAAGGAAAACCACAGAGCCCUAGAUGACAUUAAAGAGAGCAUCGUUGAACUUCAGUUUUACAAGAAAAUGAUAUUCAAGUAGUAUGAUGCAAAGCAAAGCAGUUUCUUUUAUUCUUUUGGAACAUUUCAGCAGCAGUGGAGGAUGACAAUGAUGUGUGAUAUAAGCCUUGCAAAAGAAAAGUGCAACUUGUAACUUACAGUUUUUUUCAAUCAUUUAGAAUCUAUUUUUGCUACAUUUUUUUUACUAUUUAAGACCCUUUGUAUGUACCUAUGUACCAAUAUAUUUUGAAUGUAACUUGGUUGAUAACAGUGGCAGAUCUAGGAGAGUGGCCUGGGAUCCAGACUCCCCCACAAUCCCUUAUUUUGGAUAAAAAAAUAAUCACAGAAGGAAGGCAGACAGGUAUACACACACAAAAAAACUGGGCCUUCCUUAGCUCAAAGUCUGGAUUUGCCACUGGAUGAUGUGAAUAGUAGUGUGAAAAGGCACAAGAAUAAAUUAGUUCAAUGAAAAACAUUUGUGAUAUUGAGAGGAUUAAGGUUACCAAUUUAAAAAAUAAAUUUUUGUUCUAGUGUUUUGCCGCUUUCCAUGCUGCAUAGAUGUAGAGAAAAGCUACAGACUGCCAAGUAUCUUGCGACUGGUUUGGUUGUGUUUUUGUCUUUUUUCUCUACGCUUUGAAGGUGUUUUUUUGAAUCAGUCACCUAAUCAUCUUCCUGUUUUGUCAAUGUAUAACUUUUUGCAAUAAAUACAAUUCAUGCAAUA
This is a messenger RNA of Stylophora pistillata, 1345 nucleotides long. Its product is annotated as oligoribonuclease, mitochondrial. Gene Ontology annotation, cellular component: mitochondrion. The record is from RefSeq and is a predicted model, not a curated record. Gene Ontology annotation, molecular function: 3'-5'-RNA exonuclease activity; nucleic acid binding. Lineage: Eukaryota; Metazoa; Cnidaria; Anthozoa; Scleractinia; Pocilloporidae.